Molecule: messenger RNA, 1169 nt
Organism: Populus euphratica (Euphrates poplar)
Lineage: Eukaryota; Viridiplantae; Streptophyta; Magnoliopsida; Malpighiales; Salicaceae
Product: Polyketide cyclase/dehydrase and lipid transport superfamily protein
Exons: 5
Coding region: 317-1042 (241 amino acids)
Molecular function (GO): lipid binding
Source: RefSeq, a predicted model, not a curated record
CCAUGUGCAUGACACUCCCCACCCUCGCUUCUUGCUGCUUUUUUGCAAGGGAAGAAUCUAUCUUUUAACUCUCUCUCUCUCUCGAGGAAGAAGAGAGAGAGAGACGUGCAGUUCUAAUCAUGGAGUUUCUUCUGGCAAUCCAUGUGCAUCAAUGGCCUCGGCCCACUUCGCUUUAUUUUACACUUCUGUUCAGUCUCUCUUUCUAGCCGAUCUUUAAGUUAAAACUCUUCUUUUCCUCUCUGUAUAUAUACACCCACACAUACGCGUAUACUCCUUGAAGUGAAAAAACAAGACUUGAAGAGCAAUUCUUGAACCGAUGAACAGUACCGGUCCAACACCUUGCAGCCGAUCUUGGUCCAUUAGCGAGGACUCACUGAGAAGGUACGUACACUUUGCUAGCGAAAGCUGCAUACAAGAGUUGCUGUCUGCCUCCGAUUCGAAUAGGUUUGGCAAUGUUGGUAAUGAUGGAUGGAAGAUUCUAACUGAUCUAGACAAUGGGGUAGAGAUAUCAAAACGUAGGUCUGGAUCAUUCCACACCUUUCGCAGCCGUUGGCUGCUCAGAUCAGUCUCCCCUCAACAAUUCAUCACUGUUGCCAAUGCCAUUGAUGCUGCUAAGCAAUGGGAGCAGGACCUGGUGGAAGCUAGAUACAUAAAGGACCUUGAAGAUAAUCUCAGCAUAAUCCGUCUGAGGUUCGGAGAGAACUCUAAACCUUUGUUUAGAAACAGAGAGUUUAUAGUAUACGAGCGACGGGAAACAAUGGAAGAUGGAACCCUGGUGGUGGCAGUAGCUUCAUUGCCAAAAGAGAUAGCAGCAGGAUUGCAUCCAAAGCAAAAUAAUGCUAUCAGAGGACUUUUGCUGCAGUCAGGGUGGGUGGUGGAGAAGCUUGAGGAUGAUUCCUGUAUGGUCACCUAUGUCGUUCAGUUGGAUCCUGCUGGAUGGCUGCCCAAGUGCUUUGUGAACAGGCUCAACACGAAGCUGGUUAUGAUCAUUGAAAACCUCAAGAAAUUAGCACAAGGUUGUCCAGCUGAUGGCGACAAAUGAUACCGAACUUGUUUUCUUUUUCCUUACAAAAAAAAAGUGGCAAAAUCAAUGGAAGAAAGGAAAUAUCGUAUAAAGUAAGAAUGAUAUGCUGUUUUCCACACUCUUAUACAUUAAUUAUUCAGCUCUA